Messenger RNA from Triticum aestivum (bread wheat), 5849 nucleotides. Its product is annotated as proteasome activator subunit 4. Gene Ontology annotation, molecular function: peptidase activator activity; proteasome binding. Gene Ontology annotation, cellular component: cytosol; nucleus. The transcript is spliced from 35 exons. Bases 187 to 5595 code for a protein of 1802 amino acids. Lineage: Eukaryota; Viridiplantae; Streptophyta; Magnoliopsida; Poales; Poaceae. Gene Ontology annotation, biological process: proteasomal ubiquitin-independent protein catabolic process. The record is from RefSeq and is a predicted model, not a curated record.
UGCCGCGGAGCACCGGUCGCCGAAGUCGCCCUCUGGCCUCUCUGGUCGUCGUCUCCCCCUCGCCCCCGCUCGUCUUGGGGGCGAAGAAAGAACCCGGCCGCUCAUAAAUACCCUCCCCGAUUAAACCCCAAGCAGAAACCCACCACCCAUUUCCGCCUCGCUUCGCUUCGCAAGCACACAGCGGCGAUGCAUCUCUACAACGCGUGGCUGCCCCCGGCGGUGGCGGAUGCCGCGCGGGGGGAGGCGGCGGCCUUCGCCGGCGCGGUGCGGGCGGCCAAGGACGCGUGGCGCCCCGACGACCCCGACUCGGCCUACGCCACGCUCAAGUGGAUCUCCGUGUUCGACCUUUUUAUCAAAGCAAAGAGUGACGUUGCUCCUGAGGACAUACAUGCUCUUAUAGAGCUUGGGUUUGGAAUAUUUCACGCAUCGCAGAAUAAGUUUGUUGUCCAGAUAAAAUGGGGAGGUUUGCUCAUCAGGCUUUCCAAAAAGCAUGCGGAGAGACUUUCACUUGAUGUGCAAUGGAGGCCGCUUUACGAGACAUUGAUACAAACCCAUUUCAAGAGAAACAUGGGCCCUGAGGGCUGGAAAGUAAGGCAGCAACACUUCGAGACCAUCACCGGCUUAGUACGUGCCUCUAGGACUUUCUUUCCUGAAGGUGCAGCUGCUGAGAUUUGGUUGGAAUUCAGGCCCUUGCUGGAAAAUCCAUGGCAUAACUCAGCAUUUGAAGGUGUUGGAUUUGUUAGGCUGUUUCUUCCUGCAAACUCGAGGAACCAGGAUCACUUUACAACUGAUUGGAUUGCACAAUGUCUACACAUUUGGGACUCUGUCACAAAUUGUAACUUCUGGGAUAUCCAAUGGGCUGCCAUCAUAGGACGUUGCAUAAAAAAUUCCAGGUCCAUUGAAUGGGAGAAGUUUCUGCCGCUAUUGUUUACAAGAUACUUGAACAUGUUUGAGGUUCCUAUAUCCAGUGGGAAUGGGUCAUACCCUUUUCCGGUGGAGGUGCCUAGGAACACAAGAUUUUUGUUCUCCAGUAAGACCAGAUCACCUUCCAAGGCAAUUGCAAAGUCUGUUGUGUACCUUUUGAAGCCUAAAAGUCUGGCAUUGGAACAGUUUGAGAAGCUCAUAAAUUUUCUAGAACAAUUCUAUCAUCCAUCAAAUGGGGGUCGCUGGACCUACUCAUUGGAGCGUUUUCUGCGGUAUCUUGUUUUUUACUUUGAAAGACGUCUUCAAGAUGAACAAUUUGACACAAUGGAUGAGAAAAAUGAGCAGUUCUGUUUGGGAAAAGAAGAGAGAGCUGUUUUUAUCAAAGUAGUGCUGAAAUUACUGGAUCGUGGUCAGUACAGCAAGGAUGAUUCUCUUGCUGAAACAGUAUCCAUUGCAACUUCAAUCCUGUCUUAUGUCGAGCCAUCCUUGGUGCUUCCGUUUGUCGCAACGAACUUCCAACUAGCCUUGGAGACAACUACUGCCACCCACCAGUUAAAGAAUGCUGUCACAUCUGUCGCAUUUUCUGGACGGGCGCUUCUUCUAAGUUCUUUAUGCUCAACUCAAUCUGAUGACAGUAGCAUGACUGAUACACUCUAUGAACUUAUUGUCACUUCCCUUUCAAAUGCAUUGCUUGGUAUGGAUGCCAACGAUCCACCUAAAACUGUAGCUACGAUGCAGUUAAUUGGCUCAAUAUUUUCAAAUCUGGCUACAGUUGGUGUUAGUGAUGAUGUGCCUGCUUUCCUCCAAACUUCCUCUCUAUCGGAUUGGCUAGAUGAAUUCUUUUGUCGGCUGUUUUCUGUGCUUCAGAAUUUGGAAUCAAGUAGUGCCAUCGCGGAGGGUUACCAGACCUCAAUCAUGCCGGGAACUUUUCUCGUCGAGGACAGCCCUCACUAUUUUUGCAUGCUAGAAAUACUUCUGGGAAAGUUAUCAAAAACCUUAUUUAAUCAGUCCCUUAAGAAAAUUGCCAAGUUCGUCAAUGCAAAUAUCCUUCCUGGUGCCACUUCAGAAGUUGGACUUCUUUGUUGUGCCUGUGUUCAUUCAUAUCCUGAGGAGGCUUCAGUCUACCUUGUAAAGCCUAUCUUAAUGACUAUCAUGUCCUCCUUCGAAGGUACCCCCACAACAGGUUAUGUUGGAAGAGAAGUUCCUAACAAUAUGGUUUCUAAGGCUACACUUUCUCCUGCUCUAGAAACAGCAUUGGACUACUAUCUGAGGGUUUUGGCUAUAUCCAUCAGUUAUGCGGGUCCUGUCUUGCUGAACUAUAGAGAAGAAUUAAAGCACGUAAUAAUGUCUGCAUUCCAGGCCCCUUCAUGGAAGGUCAAUGGAGCUGGUGAUCAUCUCCUUCGCUCUGUGCUAGGAAGCCUGGUUUCAUUUUAUCCACUAGAUCAGUAUAAGCCAUUUUCUUGUCAUUCCAUUGCUAAUAUUAUUGAGCCAUGGGGUUGUUCAAAAGCUCAUCAGGACAGGGAGGUUGAAAUGCUUAAUUUUCCUCCGAAGUGGCAUGAUCCCAGUCAAGAUGAACUAUCUUUUGCAAACGAAUUGUUAGAAUUUCAUUUCCAGUCGGCUGUGGAAGAUCUUUUGACUAUUUGCCAGACGGAAGUUCAGUCUGAGACAGGAGAUGAGAAGGAGCACCUAAAAGUAACACUAUUGCGCAUUCAUUCUGCAUUGCAGGGUGUAAUGUCGUGCUUACCUGAACUGCGUCCAUCAUAUAAAGAUGGGAGGUCCAAGGUAGUAGAGCCCAGUUUCUUUAUUGCAGGAUCUUCUGGUAGCACCGUUGGCAGCUCAGAGAUGCGUGAAAAGGCUGCAGAACUUGUGCACAUAGCUUGCAGGUACUUAUUAAAGGAAAGAACUGAUGAUAGUAUUCUCCUAGCACUUGUAGUACGCGUGAUUGAUGCUUUGGUAAACUAUGGUAGCUUGGAAUAUGAUGAAUGGUCAAGUCAUGUUCAAGCUUGGAAAUUAGAGUCUGCUGCCAUCAUUGAGCCUCAAUGCAACUUUAUUGUUCCAUUUCAUGCUCAGGGCAAAAAGAGGCCUAGAUGGGCGCUUGUCGAUAAAGCACACUUGCAUAAUACGUGGAGAUGUUCACAAUCAUCAUACCACAGAUACCGUACAGAUGCCAAUGUAUCUCCAUCUAGCCUCAUGGUUAAUUUGGUGAAGGAUCUCCUAGAUCUCUCAUUACACAACUACGAAACUGUUCGCUCGUAUGCUGGAAGAUCGCUAACAAAAAUGCUGAAGCGCUGGCCUUCUCUAAUUUCUGAUUGUGUUCUUACCCUGACUGAGAAUUUGCGUGAUUCGAAAGCCCUGGAACAUGUGGUGCUUGGUUCUUGCAGCAUUCUCGCAUCACAGACUGUUUUGAGACACUUGACAACUGAUUCUGCUUCCCUCUCUUCAUUUAUCAUGGGAAUUUUGGGAAGCUCUCAUCAUGAAUCGAUAAAGUGUCAGAAAGCUAUUACCGAGCUCUUUGUGAAAUACAACAUACGUUUCUCUGGAAUAUCAAGGUCUUUUUUCAAGAAUUCUCAAAGUCUGGCUGACAGGCCAGGAUUUCUUGGAUUAUUUUCUCAAAUUAAUGCUUUGGGCUUUGAGACUAACAGUCUACAUUGGAGGUACAACCUGAUGGCUAAUAGAGUACUUCUGUUGCUAAUUUUGGCAUCUAGAAGUGAGCCUGACAUUUAUUCACAAAUCCUGGCAGAGACUGCUGGUCAUUUCUUAAGAAAUUUGAAGAGUCAACUCCCCCACUCAAGGAUGCUUGCAAUAUCUGCUCUGAACACACUAUUAGAAGGAUCACCUCACAAGGCAUCUGUGGAAGAUCCACAACAAUCAUUAGAUCACCCUGAAGAAUGCAACAUUUUGUCCACAGGAAAGCUUCUGAAUGACAUAAUCCAGGAGGAAGGAUUCAUGAAUGACACACUAAACAGUCUCUCACAUGUACAUAUUAUUUCUGAUAGUGAUGGUUCAUCAAAAGCAAGUUAUGGCGCUUCAUCGUUUCAAAGCGGAUCUGAUAAAGCAAUCACUUACUUCUAUUUUGAUUUCUCUGCCUCGUGGCCAUGUACCCCUAGUUGGAUUUCUUUAGUGGGCGGUGGCACAUUCUAUUCCAGCUUUGCUAAGAUAUUCAAAAGGCUUAUACAACAAUGUGGAAUGCCAGUAAUGUCCUCACUUCAGACUGCACUAGAAGAAUUUCUGAGUUCAAAAGAAAGAUCAAGGCAAUGUGUGGCGGCUGAAGCUAUGGCAGGCAUGCUUCACUCUGAUGUCAGUGGGGAUUUGGAGUCUGGGAGUGACUGGUUGAUGCUUCAAUUGCAGAAGGUUGUGUUAACUCCAUCUGUGGAAUCAGUUCCUGAAUGGGCAUCUUGCAUUAGAUAUGCUGUUACUGGCAAAGAAAGAUCUGGAACUCGUGCUCCUGUUCUCAGGCAAAAAGUAUUAGAUUGCUUAUGUACAGCAGUUCCUCACUCUGUAGCAACUAGCGUACUUGCCAAGAGAUAUUCUUUUCUGUCUGUUGCUCUAAUUGAAAUUUCUCCACAUAAAAUGUCCCCAGAAGAGGAGCAGUACCACGUUACAAUUCUCAACGAACUGCUUGACAAUAUGAGUCACUCAUCUGUGCAGGUAAGAGAGGCGAUUGGUGUUGCUAUGUGUGUCGCAUGCUCGAAUGUGAGAUUAGCUGGUGCACGUUCACCGGGAGUCCUGACAGAACAAUCCGGAAAUGAAUAUUGGUCUAAGCGUUUGACAGAUGGAGCUACUGAGUUGUCUGUGAGUAUACAGAACAAUAGUCAAUCUAAGCAACUAGAAUUGGCAUCCGAUUCAUCCACUGCGAAUGGCUUGGACAACAAAGAGGAGGCUGACACUAAAAGAAUGGAAACGAUUUUCCAUUUCAUGAUUGCAUCUCUGAAGUCUGGGAGAUCUUCCGUUCUACUAGAUGUUAUUAUUGCGCUCUUCUACCCUGUUCUAUCAUUACAGGAAACAUCAAAUAAAGAUUUGUCAUUGCUUGCAAAGUCAGCUUUUGAAUUGCUUAAAUGGAGGACUUUGCCGCGCCCUUUUCUUGAAACAGCUAUUAUGGCUAUCCUUUCUUCAGUCAAUGAUCCCAACUGGCGAACCAGAUCAGCGUUGUUAUCAUAUCUCAGGACCUUUACAUACAGGCACACAUUCAUUCUUUCUGGCUCAGAGAAAUCACAAAUUUGGCAAACAAUCGAGAAGUUACUUGUGGAUAACCAAGUUGAGGUCAGGGAGCAUGCUGCUGGUGUUCUUGCAAGCUUAAUGAAGGGUAUAGAUAAAGAUCUAUCGAAGGAUUUCCGUGAUAGAUCACAUGCACAAGCCCAAAGUAUCCUUGAUACGAGAAGGAGAACUCCAAAGUCAGGCCAUUCUGUUGCUACGAUCCAUGGUGCAGUACUUGCUCUGACAGCUUCGGUGCUUUCUGUCCCAUACGACAUGCCAAGCUGGCUUCCUGGUCAUGUAACACUACUGGCCCACUUCAUCCGCGAGCCGUCUCCUGUAAAAUCUACUGUGACAAAGGCUGUUGCUGAGUUUAAGAGGACACACGCCGACACUUGGAGCAUCCAGAAGGAUGCCUUCACAGAAGACGAAUUGGAGGUCCUCCGUGAUACAUCGUCCUCGUCAUCAUACUUUGCUUAGAUUCAGAGACUGAUAUUUUCCAAUACAGCGGUAGCAGAUUUUAUGAAUUUGGCCAGGAAGAAGACUAGUUGCACUGGUGACAGAAAAUUUCAUUUUCUUUUCAAUCGAUGAACUGCCAGUGAUGAUCAUAUAUUCAUAGUUACAUACCGUGUAUUGUAGUUCCGUCAAUAACGGUUUCCUUCAUACAGGCGAUACCUUUGAUAUAUGGACUUGAAUUAGUAUAUAUAUGGAAUGCGCUUCUGCAGUUAUUAUUA